GGUGCAGGUGGAGGAUCGCGCGCCUCCAGGUGCGGCCGCCGCUGCUGCUGCUCCGUCGGCUCGGCCGUCCCCACCAUGGAGCGCGAUCGGGGCCCGCGGGGCUCGGCGGUGGACCUGGGCUUCGGGGCGCUCAGCACCGCGCAGCUCCGCGCCCUCAUGCGGGACGAGACGUGGCUGGAGCGCAUCGUCAAGCUGAGCAGGAAGUUCCAGAACUUGCAGCUGGAACGGGAGAGGCGCCUGGCCUCCAACUACGCUUUGGCAAAGCAGAACCUGGCACUGCAACCACGGCUGGAGAACGGCAAGGCCUCCCUGGCCAUCAAGUAUCAGGAGCUGAGGGAACUGCGGGAGACAUGCCGGGACAAGCAGCAGCGUCUGGGGGCAUGUAUGGCCAAGUGGACCCCCGAGAACGCCGUGAGCAGGCUGCAAGCUGAGCUGGACGGCGUGGAGGCCAAGGUGGAGGAGCAGAUGGAGCAGUUUCUCUGCUGGGACCUCCCCGUGGAGACCUUUGUGGAGUCUUUCCAGCACGCCCGAAUGCUCUCCCACCUGCGCCGCACCCAGCUGGAGAAACUGCAGGGCGCCCUCAAACUGGAGAAACUGGAGAAGGCCAAGGACAAGCCCAGCCCCGGCAGCGAGGAGCCGCCCGCCGUCUCCCCUGCCCUCCCGGUGCCAGCGCCGCCUCCACCACCGCCUUCGGCCCAAGCCCCUCCGCCGGUGCCAAACGGGCCGCCCCCCAAGGUCUUCCAGCUGCGCUUGGCGCCGGCAUUCCUCAUCCCCUCGGAGGCCGUGCUCCCCAUCCCGGUGGGGACGGGCCCCCAAAAGUGCUGCCUGCCGGCCCUGGCCACCUCGCACCCUUCUGCUCCCUUCGUGAGCUCGCCCUUGAGCCUGAUUGGACACAUCCACCUGGCACAGGCCCACCUGCCUCCCCAGCAGAAGAAGAAGGAGCCUCCGCACCGGUAGCCGGCUGGAGCUGACGGACCGUUUUUACCGGAGCCUCCGUCACGAGACGAGACGGGCCAGGGUCCGGGGCGCGGCGCCGCCAGCACCACCACCCCCGACCUGCCGACCACUCUGCCCGCCCAGACUUGCCCGGAGCUGGGGCGUUGGGGUGGGGCAGGACUAUGGCAGCUACAGGGGGGGUGUCAUAUAUGAUUUAGACACUCGGCUCUGUCUCUGUCUCCCAUCUCUUGGGGCUGCCUGGCUGGCUGGGGCUAUCAAACGUUAUUGUAAGUAUAGGUGCCGGAGGGCCGGGGAGGGGGGCUGCCCUCCCCCAUCAUUUAGAAAUAAGGGAAAGUCUAUAUUUAGCUCCAUCCCUCUCCUUUCUUGU
This is a messenger RNA of Lacerta agilis (Sand lizard), 1324 nucleotides long. RefSeq names its product VPS37D subunit of ESCRT-I (gene VPS37D). The transcript is spliced from 4 exons. Bases 76 to 957 code for a protein of 293 amino acids. Gene Ontology annotation, cellular component: ESCRT I complex. NCBI's taxonomy places the organism in Eukaryota, Metazoa, Chordata, Lepidosauria, Squamata, Lacertidae. Gene Ontology annotation, biological process: ubiquitin-dependent protein catabolic process via the multivesicular body sorting pathway; protein targeting to membrane; protein targeting to vacuole. The record is from RefSeq and is a predicted model, not a curated record.